AUUCAUCCUCCCCCAAUACCCAUCCAAUAUGCCCGCCAUCUCAUCCGCCGGGUGAAUUCCAUCCUAUGCCCCACCAACGGCGGCAUAAUCUGGAAGGCAGAGAAGAAACUGGGGCUGAACUGGGCUGGUUAAUACGACGAUUCGCUCCCUCUGGCUCGCAUGAUGGGCUCUACCCAGACAUUUGCCGCCCUCACACACCUCUCUACUGUGCUAUACGUUUGGGGGUUACACACCCCGGGAGCAACCCCAUGAUACUGCACCAGAUGCUGCAGGCCUGAGGGAGUGACAUUCUAUGACCCGCGGAAGGAAUACGCGCACUCAUGCCAACGCUAUUCAUGGCCUUUCUCUUGUUGAAGGCGUAGCGCUAUCAAAUACCAUGCCAUACUACGCAGUAUGGACCUUGCCCCUUGCUUGUCAUGCCGCACCCAUGAGGGCAUACGAUAUCUGCCUAGGUACUGUAGCUACCUCUGAGGAUAACAUGUACACAUAGCAACAUGUGUUCUUCUUAGCAUAAAUAUAAAUAAUACUGUCCCCUCCUCUGAGCUGGCUAUCCCAUUCUUGCUUCUCCUCUCCUCCUCUCUCUACUCUAUCAACCAACCACCACAUCUCUUACACAAUCAACAACCGUCACAAUGGUCAACGUUCCCAACAUCAAGCUCAACAGCGGCUUUGACAUGCCCCAGAUUGGCUUCGGCCUCUGGAAGGUUGACGACAACUGCGCUGACGUUGUCUACGAGGCCAUCAAGGCUGGAUACCGUCUUCUCGACGGUGCUUGCGAUUACGGAAAUGAGAAGGCCUGCGGUGAGGGUGUCGCCCGCGCUAUCAAGGAUGGUAUCGUGAAGCGUGAGGACCUCUUCAUCGUCUCCAAGCUCUGGCAGACCUACCACGACAAGGAGAACGUCGAGCCCAUCACCCGCCGACAGCUCGCAGACUGGCAGAUCGACUACUUUGACCUCUUCCUCAUCCACUUCCCCGUCGCCCUCGAGUACGUUGACCCCGAGGUCCGCUACCCCCCUGGCUGGCACUACGACGACGCCGGCACCGAGAUCCGAUGGAGCAAGGCCACCAACGAGGAGACCUGGGGCGCCAUGGAGGGCCUCGUUGAGAAGGGUCUUGCCAAGUCCAUUGGUAUCUCCAACUUCCAGGCUCAGUCCAUCUACGAUCUCCUCAAGUACGCCAAGAUCCGACCUGCCACCCUCCAGGUCGAGCUUCACCCCUACCACCAGCAGACCGAGCUUGUCCGCCUCGCCAAGGCUGAGGGCAUUGCUCUGACUGCCUACUCUUCUUUCGGUCCUGCUGGCUUCAUGGAGCUCGACAUGGACAUUGCCAAGUCUGCUUCUCCUCUCAUGCAGCACGAGGUCUUCACUGGCCUCGCCAGCAAGUACGACAAGACCGCCGCUCAGGUCCUCCUCCGAUGGGCCACACAGCAAGGUCUUGCCGUCAUCCCCAAGAGCACCACACCCGAGUACAUGGCCCAGAACUUCGGCUGUGUCGGUUGGGACAUUGAUGAGGAGGACAUGAAGCGCAUUGCCAGAAUGAACCUCAACCUCAAGUUCAACAAGCCCACCAACGUAAGUUUUCACUCUCAAUUGGUUACCUGAGACAAUGCUAACAUUUCGCAGUACUUCCCUACCGAGAAGCUCUGGAUCUUCGCUUAAAUAAUGACAAUGAAAUGAUAUGAUAAGUAAAAGAAAGAAGCAUUGGAAACAUGAUUGUUUGGGAUAUUUGGCGUUUGAUGACGAUGGGCUGCAUUUUGUAGAACCGCAAGGACUUGAUGAGACGCUCUCAUAGAAUACAAAAGACAGUUAACCCUUCAACAAAUUUGGUCACUUUUGCGUGAUAUGAUUAUCGUUUUGGGAAAUGAUUGCUCCAUGAUAUGACCAAGACUGAGC
Molecule: messenger RNA, 1892 nt
Organism: Fusarium odoratissimum NRRL 54006
Lineage: Eukaryota; Fungi; Ascomycota; Sordariomycetes; Hypocreales; Nectriaceae
Product: NAD(P)H-dependent D-xylose reductase xyl1
Exons: 2
Coding region: 633-1601 (322 amino acids)
Cellular component (GO): cytosol
Molecular function (GO): aldose reductase (NADPH) activity
Source: RefSeq, a predicted model, not a curated record